Ilex paraguariensis (yerba mate) is the source of this 1145-nucleotide messenger RNA. Lineage: Eukaryota; Viridiplantae; Streptophyta; Magnoliopsida; Aquifoliales; Aquifoliaceae. The record is from the annotation of a GenBank genome assembly.
AUCACACAAAUAUUACAUAGAUUUUCUCAUCUGUACAGAACAUACUCCUCCAAACCAGAACAACUCCCAUUGAUUCUCUCUCCUUCGCAAAACCAGAAAAGCUCUUACAGUAAGAGCUUUUUCUGGGUCUCCGGACAUGGCUUCAAUCCAAUACGUCGUCAUUCUUCUCCUCAUCACCUUCAAAUCCCUUUCUCUCUCCCAAUCACGCCUGCAAAUAUCACCAGAAACUGAUCACUCCUUACCCUUUAAUCCUAUCUCGAUCAAUCGGGAGAUCCCAAAAGCCGACGCAUCGUAUUGUGACAGCUGGAGAUUGUCCGUGGAGACCAAUAACGCCGGAGCUUGGGUUCAGAUUCCGGAGAGGUGUGUAGAUUUCGUGGAGGAGUACAUGACCGGCGAUAAGUACUCGUCGGACAUAGAGGUCGCCUCUGAAUUUGCGUCGGAAUAUGCAAAGACGAUAAACGUCGCCGGCGGCGGAAAGGACGCUUGGGUUUUUGACAUUGACGAGACGUUGCUGUCUAAUGUUCCUUACUAUCAGGUCCAUGGUUUCGGAUCAGAGAUCUUUGAUGAAAACUCUUUCAAUGAGUGGGUAGAUUUGGCUGAGGCCCCUGCCUUACAAACAAGUUUGAGGUUUUACAAAGAACUCCAACAGCUGGGAUUUAAGGUAUUUUUGUUAACCGGGCGAAGUGAAUUUCAAAGGAACGCAACAGAGAAAAAUCUGUUACAUGUUGGAUACAGAAAUUGGGAAAGGCUUUUCUUGAGGGGACCUGAUGAUAUGGGUAAAAAGGCCAGUGUCUAUAAAUCUGAGAAGAGAAAGGAGUUAGAAGAUGAAGGUUACACCAUCCACGGAAGCUCUGGAGAUCAGUGGAGCGACUUGCUCGGAUUUGCAGUGGCCAAACGGUCUCUUAAACUACCAAAUCCAAUGUAUUACAUUGCUUAAUGAUAAAAAGUGAGAAUUAUACAAUUUUAUCACAUCACUGUUAUGAUUUCUUAGCAUAGUUCUUAGAGUUUCCAUGGCCAAUUAAUCUGUUCUUGAGCUUUCGAGUGUUUUAAUGUUACAUCUUAGGGUCAGUGGACCUUCUGAACAGGUAGUAAGAUAUCGACAAUCUUAUACACGUCACCUUCUUGUACCACCUUUCUAUACCACU